UUCUCUCUGUGGUUUCGUGAAGAAGCCAACAUGGCGGCUCACAGACUGGCAUAUUUUGGUUUUAAUGCCCUUUCUUUCACGGUCGGCGCUCCGACGCAGGUAUUUAAGAGCUGCUGGGGAACUGUGGAGCAGGUGAGAGGCAAAUAUGUUGACUGGAGAAUGCUGCGAGAUGUGAAGAGAAGACAGAUGGCCUUUGAAUAUGCUGAUGAGAGGUUGCGGAUCAAUGCACUAAGGAAGAAUACAAUAUUACCCAAACAACUUCAGGAGCUUGCUGAUCAAGAGAUCGCCGCACUGCCUAGAGACAGCUGCCCUGUGAGAAUACGCAACCGAUGUGUGAUGACUUCACGACCCCGCGGAGUGGUGCACAGGUGGCGACUCAGCCGUAUUGUCUUCCGUGAUCUAGCUGACCACAACCAAAUGUCUGGGAUUCUUCGAGCUCGGUGGUAACUAGGCGUAAAUUGGAUGGUCCAGAUGGAUUACGUACAAUCAUAUGAGUCAUUUUCACUGCCUGCGAUCUAAAGGGCGAAACAUCAACUCUGUGGCUUUCAUUCAACUUGGAAAAUAACUCCUGCUCCAUCACUGCAUAAAUUGUGAGAGUAAGAUUUGCAGCAGCCUUUCAGCUGGUUGUAUUUUCUUUAUUUUGAAAAUUUGCAAUCUGUGUUCUUCUCGAUGGUAUUUAUCAAAGUGUUUGAGUUAGAUUUUGAAAUGGCCCCAUUAAACUUCACAAUGUCCAUUAAUACGUGGCUAUGGGUAUGAGAUUGUUCCAUAAAUGCCCAGCAGUAGUACUGAGUGCAGGGUGCUCUGAGCGAUUCCGACACAACCUGACCUCGUAGGUAUUCAUUUUUUGUUUUUUGUUUUUUUCCAGCAGCACCACAAGUAUUAAUUUGCUCACAGCAACAGCCAAGUCAACGUGGACACAAGCAGGAUGUGCUCGUUAAAUGUGACUAGUGGAGGAAAUGUUUGGGAAAAAUUAUAAUUCUUCACAGAAGAUAGCUUUUAUUUGUUCACAGAAUUUAUUAUUUACUUUAUAGUGAUUCUAAAAGUUUGUGCCACCUCCCCCUGGUGGGCUCUAGUGGUACUGCAUUUGGGCUGUGAGGUCAUUAAAAAUACAUCUCUUAAAACAAUAUUUUGGAUUAUUUUGAAGAUGUCAUCAGAAGUAGUAAAAGAAGGCCAUGAUAUUUAAAAUAUGUGUAUUCAUCAUUCAUUUUAACUAGUUUAACAUGAUAUAUGUGGAAAAAACAUCUUAGUCUUGUGCUGAUAAAACUGAUUAAAUAUGUUGGGCUGCAUAAGACUUUCAGAUGCUAAAGUGCAUGUGGCAUUGUUGUUUGUGUACAGUUGGUUUAGUGCAUUACUGUACCUACUGUAUGUAGGAUAUAUGCAGAGCUUACAUAGUGGUAUUCCAUAUGUGGAUGUCAAAAUUUAUUCCUGCCAUUGCUGACGUCUCCAUUGCAUCUCUGGUAAUUAAGUACUGCAAUACAUUAAUACUACUAGGUUCUGUCUUCACAGCUCAGUGUUGGAGCGCCACCCUCUGUGCUACCACUGGAAUUGUCUUCGGCUUGUUGCCAUGACCACUUGAGAUAAAUGAAUUUAGUAAUUUGUUCCUGUAGCCACAUCCUUUCCAUAAUAUUGACCAAUGAUAGUGUAACUGCAUGAAGGAAUGUACACAUAACUUCUUCAGAAAUGCAGAAAUAAAUAUUUAUGUACUUACUAAUCUGUUUAAAGUUUGUCUAUUAUGGAAUGUUUAAAAUUGUUGCAUGGUGUGGCAA
Messenger RNA from Thalassophryne amazonica, 1766 nucleotides. It is a transcript of the gene mrps14, whose product is annotated as mitochondrial ribosomal protein S14. Gene Ontology annotation, molecular function: structural constituent of ribosome. Gene Ontology annotation, cellular component: ribosome; mitochondrial small ribosomal subunit. NCBI's taxonomy places the organism in Eukaryota, Metazoa, Chordata, Actinopteri, Batrachoidiformes, Batrachoididae. The coding region runs from base 31 to 447 and encodes 138 amino acids. Gene Ontology annotation, biological process: translation. The transcript has 3 exons. The record is from RefSeq and is a predicted model, not a curated record.